Molecule: messenger RNA, 387 nt
Organism: Mucor mucedo
Lineage: Eukaryota; Fungi; Mucoromycota; Mucoromycetes; Mucorales; Mucoraceae
Exons: 3
Coding region: 55-327 (90 amino acids)
Molecular function (GO): protein binding
Source: RefSeq, a predicted model, not a curated record
UUUUUAUUUUUGUAUUUUCUUUUUUCCUUUCACUUUUUUCAUAUAAAAAAAAAUAUGACCACAAUUGCUGCAACAACUAAUACAUCAGUUUUUCAGCAAAAGAAUGAAGAAGCUGUAAAACAGUUCAUUAUGGAUACACUGGAUAAAAACGAGCUACCAAAUGGGACACUGCAAGAUCUUUUAAAAGAUGGUAUUUUACUUUGCGAAUUAAUCAAACGAUUCUCCAAAGAACCUAUCGUAAAAAAUGAAGGUCAUACUAAAUUUGCCCAUCAAGACAAUAUAGGUCAAUUCUUAAGAGUAGCAGAAACUGUAAAUAUUUCUUUCUAGCUUUACAAAUGUAAUCAUCUGACUUCUUUUCGUGUGUAGCUUCAUAUACCCCAGUCCGAU